CACAUGCAGAAUGUGCAUGUUGCUGCGGUAAGUAUGACUAUGAGGUAAUAUGAUUGAUUUGAUUUUGAACUUGUAUUAGAUUUACAUGAGUUAUGAAACAUUACAAUACUUCCAGUGUUAUAUAAAAAAAAAAAAACCCCACAGGGGUUCGAUUGUCAGAUAUUGAAAGUUUGUAUUAUAAAUACAAAACUUCAAUACAAUCGAGCCAAAUGGUUCAAUGUAUCAUUUGUUCCCGAAUAAUAUAUAAAUUAAAUCCACCGCCAAAACCCGCUCUUUUCAUCUUGUUAAAAAAGGUGUAUCUUACGUAGGGGUGAAACGACACAGUACCUUCUUGAUUCGAUUCGAUUUUCGAUAUUUUAGUCUCGAUUCGAUGAUUUUCGAUUCGAUACAUUAGCAUGUACCAAAUUCUUUAUAAUGCUAAGAUUUUUCAUGUUUCAUUGUAUUUAUUACUCUCUGCAAAUAAAUUCUACAUAAUGUAAAAACGUUUAACAUAAAGCAACAUUCUUAUCACUUGUCCUUAAGCCGAAAUGCCGACAUACCCAGGAUUUAUACAUUGGAAGAGCAUUUUUCAACUCGACUGCAUCCAUUUUGAUACAGCAAAGUUUACUCGUAUGUUGAUUGGUCAAUUUUCAAUUCCAUUGGCUAAUCAGAAACCGUGGUAUCAAAAGCAAUGUGUGCUAUGAUUUUAGAACCGUAUUGAAUCGAAACAGACCCGGAAUAAAUCGAACAUCGAAUCGAGACCGCUACAUCGCGAUUCGGCCGCAUCGCGAUGCAUCGUUUCACCCCAAAUCUUAUGUACAUCAUACAUGUACAUUAAAAAAAGUAUCGUCGACUGCCCUAUUUCGGUGACUGACCAAAAUCGGUGACCUUUUGUUUACAUGUUCGCGUUGUCGUUUCCGGGUGUAGAUUGCGUCAUCAAUUUCGCCAUAGUGUUUGCAAACAAUCAACAGGAGCACCCCAAAAAUAAGCCCAUUUACUUAUUACUUUUUCAAGCAAACCUUCAAAUUAAUAUAAAGAAUACCGAAAGUCUAGAAUUCUACACUAUGUUAUUUUAUUCAUUGACGUUUAGAUGCACAUUCCUCCUGUAUAUACGUUUUAACAGUUACAAAACUUUUGGCAAACUUAUAUCAACAAUGGUCACCGAAGUAGGUGACGUCACCGUUUUAGGAGCACAAAGUGACAUGUUUUUUGUUAUGAAAAUAUAUUCAGUUAACGUACCAUUGGAGUUGGAAUUUUUGGAUGAAAGUAAAGGAAUGUAAUAUUACUUUAAAGAAGGUAAUGGAUUUAUUCCCACCAAAAUGUUUUCCAAUCAAGUAUUGGAAAGAGAACACACAGAAGCAGGUGUUGGCAGGGCUGGGUAGUAACAGGAAUAUCGACAUCACUGAUGUUAAAGACAGAAAGUUCUCCUCUCAGCAUGUUCCGUGUGAAUCAAAGAGAUAUUCUGCUUCAGCACCAGCACUGCCCCUUGGUCUGUCCCCAGACAGAGUUCCCUACCCAUUUGAAGACAGGGUCACAAAGGGGAUGCAGACACAACUUCAGGAAGUCAACAACUUCUGUCACAAACUGAAAAUGAUGAGAGCAGGGUUGAAGAAGACUAGAAAUACAAGAAUGCAGAGUGCAUUUAAAGACGUAGUAAACCAAUUGGAAAAUUUAGAUACUAAAUCCCUAGAUGUUCCGAUGUGGUUAGAUGACCUUGUAAAACUGUAUGAAAAGGUGAAGGACAUUGAGCAGGUUUUGAAUUACAACUCACAGUAUACAGGGGGCUGUCUAGCCAGUGUUGGAGCCCGAACAGAGGGUGAAAACGGAACUGUCAUUUGUCCUGCAGAUCACAAUUUCAACAGAGCUGCACUUAUUGAAUUCAGUACAAAUCCUCAAGUAAAAUUAAUACAGAAAAAUACCAUUGAACUUGGUUAUGAAAUACACCAGCUGCAGUCCAAACGCUGCAGGGAUAGUGACUACUGUGUGAUAAGGGGAGGGAGUGUCUGUGAACUUAUAAAUCUAAAAGGAUCCUCCGAGGGAAUUCCCCGUACAAUGUGCUCCAUUGCAAAAGAACACUUCUCUGAUGAGUCUCCCACUUCUGUUGAUUUGAGUGUCUACAUUCCGUCGGAGUGUGUGGUCUCAACUAACCAGGGAAACAUUUACAUUUGGUCAGCGGAAAAAAGUAAGAACCUUGUGAGACAGAACCUGAUGACCAGAUUUCCUGCCCAUGAAUCCUGGCGACAGGCUCUCUUUGGUUCACACCCACGUCAUGUUGUCAUUGCAGAUUGCACUACAGUGCAAGUUCAUGAUAUCAGGGGACAGUAUUCAUCCAAUGUUGACCUUUUUGCACUUCCAAAUAAAUUCUUGCAUCCCAAGGAGCGUAUUUGUUUGGUAGAAAAGCAUCCAUCUUCCCAUCAUGCCUACCUAACAGCGACAGACUACAGCUUGUUCCUGUUGGACGAUAGAUUCCCAGGUCACCCAAUGUUGCAGUGGAAACACAUGCUUAGGAAACCGCCACAACUGGCCUCCUCAGUUGUCAUGGACACAGACAAUAUAUUGCUUGCUAUGGGAACUCUUUCUCCAGCAGAAGUUUGUGCCUACCAGUACAGAUAUGGAUUCUCUGAGCUACCCCAGUCUAUAGGAUCACCGUGGAAAUUUUCCAGUAUUGGAGACUUUACAGAAUGGCCAGACAUGUGUAAUCCCCUCCAUAAGUAUGCUUCUGACCUCCGACUAAGCAUGUCACUGACGGGAAUUUCACUCAUCAACACGGCCCAAGGUUUCCUUUUCCUGCAGCUUGACAGUCAGGGAGAACUUUACUUCCAAGAGUUUAAGACUUCCAAAGAGACUGAAGACUUGACGUUUUGUGCCGGACCACUGUCUGGUGAUUUAAGUGUUGAGAAGGAAUUGGUUCAGAGAGGAAAAAAAUGGACAGAAGAUUUACACGAAUAUGUCAACUGCUGUAAAAAGUCUAUCAAGAACGUCAAUGUUACAGAUUUCUUCUCUGAGAUAACCCUGAGUAAACCGGGUCAUGUUUCCUGCUCCCUGUGUAUGCUGGACACCUGUAGUCUGAAACUGACCAUCCACAGCCGUGCUCUGUGUUACUCCUGUCUACAUGAAGUGAAUGAAGCCCAGAGAAUCGCAGAGUCACAGUACAAUAACAUUGUUUCGAUUGAGGACUUGAAGGUAUCUGAUGAUGUAGAGGACAGUGGAGGAGAGAGAGAUGCGCUGAGUGAGAUCUUGCUUCACCAGUGGAAUGAGGAGGAGGAGACAGAGGAGUGUGAGGAGAAGUUUAAACAGCUCCUCCUCAGGAGGGAUGAAGAAAUUAAAGAAAGAAGAAAAUCAAAGAAAACUUCAUCAAAAACUCUAGAAAAGCGACUGUCAGAAUUAGAGGUGGGUAACGUCCUUCCUUCCUCCGACAUGCCCACUGCUGGUACAGAGUGGGUGACAGACAACAGACAGCUGGAAAAUGUAGGUCAAGCUGGAUCUGAUGUAAGUGGUUGUGAUGUGGAAAGGAAUGAGGAAUCCUCUGUAUGGAGAAGUUAUAGAGAAGAGGAUUAUAGUGAUGGUAGAAUUUCUGAACAAGAUUCUUUAGUCAAGGAUCAAAAUGAACCAGAACAAGUUCAGUCACAUUUAAAAGAAGAGAGAGCAGACUUUGACAAUGGACAGGACACACCUGGUUUGUUUAUAAGUCAGAUUGAAAAAGAUUAUCCUUUCAUGAAAAUGUCACCGCAGACAAGGAAGAACUAUUAUACAUCAGAUCAUGUGUCCAAUGUGAGCUCUAUAUCACUCAGGUCAGAUGGAUUUUUAUCUACCCCAACCAGGUUGUUGUCUUUACAUUCUCCCAUUCGUAAUAGAGAUCGAAGAUUGACAGGGAGAAGUGAAAAUGGGGCUCAGGACAGCAACCAAUCUAUAAAAAAUCCUGGUGCAGGCACCAUGUGUUCAUCACCAAAACUGUCAAUUUCUUCCAGAAAAAGAACUCGACAUUCCUCCAUAUCAAGUUCAUGUAGCAAACAAUCAGUGAAAUCUAAUAUCUCAAUUCAGUCUGACGGAUUUAGGUCAACUCCAUCACGCAUGCAUAUCCUGCACUCCCCAGCCAAACAGUCCAGAUUCAUUUCAUCUAGCAAGGGCAGUUCAACAUCCAGUUUAUCUGACUGGAACUGUUCCAUGGAUUUGUUUGACUCCAGUCUGAAAACUUUUGAUUUACUCCAGAGUCCAGAGGUGGUUAGACAAAUAGCACCUUCACAAGCAGGCAGCCAGAGUCAGCCAGACAGCAAAACGAAAGUCAAGAAACAACUCAUGUCUGGCUUUUGAUAGAAGUUAUUACUUUGUUAUGUUCCCUACCAGACACCUGUGUCUAUCAGUUUUUGGGUUGAUUUUUUUCUUAUUUUUAUAACAUAUCAAAAUUAAGAUUACAUUGAUUAUAUGUUACCUGAUAAACUGUUGAACAUGCCUUGAUUAGGUUGUAAUACAAGUGUAAUUCAAAUGUUUUAAUGUCUCUCACCAAUUGGAUUAGUGAAGUUGAUAAAAUCAAAUGAUUCUCAAUUUGUGAAUCCAAAAA
Ostrea edulis (European flat oyster) is the source of this 4537-nucleotide messenger RNA. RefSeq lists its product as uncharacterized. Lineage: Eukaryota; Metazoa; Mollusca; Bivalvia; Ostreida; Ostreidae. Bases 1240 to 4290 code for a protein of 1016 amino acids. The transcript has 16 exons. The record is from RefSeq and is a predicted model, not a curated record. Gene Ontology annotation, biological process: transcription by RNA polymerase I. Gene Ontology annotation, molecular function: protein binding; RNA polymerase I core promoter sequence-specific DNA binding. Gene Ontology annotation, cellular component: fibrillar center.